UCUCACAUUCACACCUUCUACAGCCGUUCUUUUUUUUUUUGAAACAGGGUUCCUUCCCUAAAACGAAUCAGGGUUGGCUUCGUUGUUGGUAAGGCAGAUCGGCAUUUCGCCGUUCAAGUCUGGAGAUCGCGAUCCCAAAGAAUUUCUCGCCCGAUCGGUUCCGGCAUCCUCCAUUAUGCAGUAGUUGGCUAGCUCAUCUGGUGCCCAGCACGAUGAACCUCGCCGGAAAUGUUGUGAAAGCUUGGCCUGUAAGAACCCAGUCAUCUAUCCAACCUUCUGUGACAUCUUGCCAAAUAAGCACGCUGAGGCAUGCGAGAAGUGCCAGCCAAUUCAGAAUCAGCGCACAUCACGCUCCAAGGCUAGGUCCCCAUGAAGUUCUGAAAUAUCCAGUUCUUACUGAAGCCACCGUGAGGGAUGUCGAGAGGCAGAACAUGCUUGUGAUCAUCGUUGAUGUCCGUGCAGACAAGGGUGAGAUCAAGGCAGCUGUUCAGGAAAUUCUUGGCGUCAAGGUUAAGAAAGUCAACACCCUGAUAAGAUGGGAAGAAGAAAGCCUUUGUGCAGCUGACACAAGACUACAACACCGCAGAUGUUCUACAUAGAGAAAAUAACUCAAGCAGUGGUUAACAAGGAUUGCUAGUCAAUAUUAUAUGGUCUUUGUUUCAAAAUGUUCAGAAGAUUGACAGGUUUCAACUCAGUUAGCUAAACUAUAUGGGUUUAAUCUAUACUUCUACAUA
Lolium perenne is the source of this 734-nucleotide messenger RNA. Its product is annotated as large ribosomal subunit protein uL23. NCBI's taxonomy places the organism in Eukaryota, Viridiplantae, Streptophyta, Magnoliopsida, Poales, Poaceae. Gene Ontology annotation, biological process: translation. Gene Ontology annotation, molecular function: structural constituent of ribosome. Gene Ontology annotation, cellular component: ribosome. The record is from RefSeq and is a predicted model, not a curated record.